AUGUCUUCUUCCAUUCAGGAAAUCCAGUUCGCCAUUAGCCGCAUUAAUCGGGUCCUGGCCAGCAAAAGGACGCCAGGUUACAGAGAUAUUCGUCUAGGCCUGGAUCGUAUAAGCCGUGUCGUACCAGACAAGCAAGAGUGGAAGGGUAUUCAUGUUGCUGGCACCAAUGGUAAAGGCUCAAUAUGCACAUUUCUUGCUGGCAUGUUCAAGCUCGCUGGUCUCGGUUAUGGAAGCUUCACAUCCCCCGCCUUUCCUGAGAGGCACAAUGGAGUCGCAAUCAAUGGCCUUUAUGUGAAUCCGCGGAUGUACGACAUGGAAAUGAAGCAUGUUGAGGAAAAGUACAAUCGCAUUGCUGCUGGUUGGAGAUACAAGCACGGAGAAGACCCUCCGAAUCUAACACCAUUCGAGUUCGAAACAGCAACAGCAUUCCGAGUAUUCAACAAAAUGCAUGUUCCCUAUGGUAUCGUCGAAGUUGGCAUGGGCGGUGCUACCGAUGCAACCAAUGCCAUGAAGCAAAAGUCUGUCACCAUUAUCUCCAAGAUCGGCCUCGAUCACCAAGAGUACCUCGGAAAUUCCCUCGAAAACAUUGCCAAGGUCAAAGCUGGCAUUAUGCAAAAGAACGUUCCUUGUAUUGUUGACCACACUAACAAGCCUUCUGUCAUCCAUGUACUACGAAAACACGCUCGAGAAGUUGGAACAGACAUCAUCCUCACAUGGAAGGGCGAACCUUUACUGUUAACUCUCGAUAACUCAAGGUGGAUGCUCGAGAGCUACCAAGUCCAGAAUCUGUUGUGUGCAGCCAUGGCUUUCCGUCAUCUCUUCCCAUUGCAGGAGAUCAACUUGGACAGGCUCUUGGAAACCGAGCCUUUCUUACCUGGUCGAUUGGAAACAGUUCAAGUCAACGCACCACUUUCUGGUAUUCAGCCACGGGAAAUUCUCGUCGACGGCGCUCACAACAUGUUGGGAAUCACAGAAUUGCGCAACCAUGUCAACAAACGUCUACGAAGAGAUGGUCAACCAGUGACUUGGGUUAUUGGUAUGUCCCAAAGCAAGCACAAGCCUUUCUUCAAGAUGAUGGAAAGGCUUGUCGAGCCCCAGGACAACUUGGCUAUGGUCGAAUUUACUCAAGGUCCCAAUGACCCGCAGCCUUUGCCUGCCUCCUUUGGUGCCGAAUACGCCAAGACGAAGCAAAUCCAUCCUAGCAAUGUAUACUCAGGAACGCCCGAUAUUGCGAGUGCUCUUCCAUGGGCUUGCAAGAAGAGUGACGGUGGUCCUUUAGUGGUUACAGGAAGUCUUUACCUGAUCCGACAAUUAUUGAGCCUUAAAGGCAUCCGUCGAUCAAGAGAACUAGGUACGAGAAGACCUGGCAGAGCUCAACUCUACCGAUAUUCCAAGAUUGCUCGAGAGAGAAAUCUGACAGACGAGGAGGCACGGGAGUUCAAACAGGCGAGACGACACCACCACCUAUCACCGAAACUAAAUAAAGUCUUUGCCCAAGUAAGAGAGGGCGGCCCUAUCCAACCACUAGAAGUACCCGCCAAGACAAGAGAGCUGCAACAGAUGGCUGCGUUUCACAAGAAGCAGGAAGAGGGAUAUCGGAAGUCUAUCGCCGCCAUUAAGAGGGAUAUGGAAAACCCAAAUAAGAAAACAGAGAAGCCUGAAAAGGCCGUGGAAAAUAUUGCCUCCCGUCUUGAAGAUUUGGAGGCACAGGCUGCGAAGCACAAGGCAGACUAUCAAGAUGCCAUGCUCAAAAUUAGGGGACGUCCUGCACUACCGCACAUGAAGUACAAGAGUCAUCGACAAGCGUUUGGGUAUCCAGCGACCCCCAAGCGCCCAACCAAGUCCCCUUUCGAACCGAAAGGGGGAAAGAAGCGCAAAGGCAAGUCUCGCGUUUCAGGGAAGGAGAGCAAGGAGAGCUUUAAAGAUCAACUCGCUGCGGCUGAGAAGCAAAGGGCACUGGAGAUAAAACAAGCCAAGAUGAGGGACAGCAGCGAUCCUUUUGAAUCACAGAUGGCUGCUAACAGGAAAACGGAGUGA
Fusarium subglutinans is the source of this 2037-nucleotide messenger RNA. RefSeq names its product tetrahydrofolylpolyglutamate synthase. The coding region runs from base 1 to 2037 and encodes 678 amino acids. The record is from RefSeq and is a predicted model, not a curated record. NCBI's taxonomy places the organism in Eukaryota, Fungi, Ascomycota, Sordariomycetes, Hypocreales, Nectriaceae. Gene Ontology annotation, biological process: folic acid-containing compound biosynthetic process. Gene Ontology annotation, molecular function: ATP binding; tetrahydrofolylpolyglutamate synthase activity; dihydrofolate synthase activity. Gene Ontology annotation, cellular component: cytoplasm; mitochondrion; cytosol. The transcript has a single exon.